AUUUUCUUGUCUGUGAGCGGCAGCCCACGUCAAAACAAUACGUGACGUUUACAAAUUUUUAUGUUGGGUGAUAUCGCGAUAGCUGCUGUAAAUUUGCGAAAAAUUCGCCACGCAGCAUGGGAGAUGCAUCGGUCGCAGAUACCGAAUCUAAUAAACCCAGUCCUCAAAGCGAGGCGCCGUCCGAGACGGACCGGGGUCCUUUCGGCGGGCUGGAAUUUCAAGUUUCAGAAGUGGUAGAGAGGUUGGAAGCCGGAGUGAACGCUCACGAGGCCGGAGAUGAAGAGAGACGGAGGGAACCGCGCAAAAUCAGCGCCGGGUUCUUCGAGCCGGAAGAAACGUCUAUGGAUGAGAUAUUGAAGGUUUUAGAGGAGUUGGUGUUGAAGACGGACCCUAGUUGCGAGAGCGCGGAGCCGCCGCUGCUGCCGACGGACGAGGUGACGCGCGCGGCGAUCCUGUCGCACAGCAUCUCGGCGCUGUUCGGGCGGCUGGAGCGCGGGCACGCCGCUCGGCUCGGAGCGCACAUCGCAAGCGAAACGUCGCGGUGGAUGGCGCACAUGUUCAGAUUGGCAGACUACAGCGCAUAUUACCACCAAGAGCAAUUGGAAGGUCUGGUGCGAGUGACUCGCAUGCUGCUGCACUGUCGCUACCCGCGCUAUCUUGAGGAUGGUGCACUGGCGUUCGCGACUCGCCUCCCAUGCAUAUACAGCUGCGUGGCAUCUCCGCUAGGGGUCGUACAACAUUUAUGCAGGCAGCUCGGCCUGCCUCUCGCCUGCGUGCGCCCCGUGCCGCAGCACCCGCGCGGGCGCGGCAUGGACGUAUCGGCCCUCGAACGUCUCUGCGAAGAAGACUUGGCGGCGUCGCGCACGCCGCUGCUGGCCCUGGCGGCGGCGGGCGCGGCGCCGCUGGGCGGCGGGGACGAGCUCGCGGCGCUGGCGGGCGCGUGCCGGCGCCGCGCGCUGCACCUGCACGUGCGCGGGCACGGCCUGGCGCUGCCCGCGGCCACGCCCAGAGACGAAAGUUAUAGUAUAGCUGACUCCGUCACACUCACGCCUGGGCCCUGGUUUGGCGUCCCCGGCCUCCCUACUGUCACAUUUUACAAAAUUCCAGAACCUAUGACAGCAAACGAUCAUUCCAAAGGUGUAAAUCCAGCGGGCAGCCGCGAGGGCGCGCUGGCGGCGCUGGGCGGGCUGGCGGGGGCGGGGGCGGGCGGCGCGGGCGGGGCGGGCGGCGCGGGGCGGGCGGCCGCGCUGCCGCUGUGGGCGGCGCUGCGCCGCGCCGGCGCCGCGCGGCUCUCCGCCCGGCUGGCGGCGGCCUUCCGCCACGCCCGGGCGGCCAGGACCAUCGUCGCCGAGGCGGGGCUCAAGAUACUGAGUGCAGAACCCGGCGGCGAUGAACCACCAACCGUUGAUCUAGUUGAGGCAAUAUCGCGGGCAUCCGCAUGCGUUACAUUUCAGUUUGCCCCCGAAGACUCAGAAAAGCCGCCGCCAUACUACGACAAGCUUAACUCCUGGCUCGGACAAGUAUUGCAGCGGGAGGCAGAUAUGAUCAGCAUAGAGGUGUGCGAGACGGAGAGCCACGGCGUGGUGCUGCGCUACUGCCCGCUGGAGGGCGCCGCGCCGGCGGGCGCCGCGCUGCCGGGCGCGCUGGACGGGCUGGCGCCCAUCCUGGACGCCCAGGUCCACGUGCUCAGGGCCACGGCCGCUCUUAGGGAGCCUUUCUUACAGCACGUGGCGGCGCUGCCGUGCCUGCAGGCGGCGCACGUGCCGGGCUGGGCGGGGCUGGGCGGCGUGCGCUACGUGCCCGCCGGCUGGGAGCACGCCGCGCCCGAGCGCCAGGACGCGCUCAACAGGCAACUGGUGGAGGCGCUCCGCGCCACGGACGGCGCCUUCAGCUGCGGCGAGGCGGCGGACGGGCGCGCCUGCGUGCGCUUCGGGAUGGUGACCGCCGACACCGACGUGCGCGAGCUGCUGGAGCUCGUGCUGCUGGCCGGCCGCGACGCCGAGACCUGCUCGCGGGAGCUCACCGACAUGACCGAGGUGCUCAAGAAGGGUAUCGAAGAGGCGGUGGCGGACUUGGAGCGCGAGAACGCCAACCGGCUGUGGCAGGAGGGGCUGCUGCGGCGCGUGCCCGUGGUGGGGCGCGUGGUGGACUGGUGGGCGCCCGCCGCCGUGCCGCCGCCGCCGGGCCGCCGGCUGCAUCUGCAGCACGGCACCCUGCAGCCCACCAGCGACAUCUACAGGUACGUACAAAAGAAGGCGGAGUCGGAACCUGCGCGCGCGCACUCCCCGGCCCGACAACCUGCCGCCGACCAGUAGGCGCGUUGGCACAUGUUGCUAACUUUGGCACAUGGCACACGACAUGUUGCUAACUUUGGCACAUGGCACACGACAUGUUGCUAACUUUGGCACAUGGCACACGACAUGUUGCUAACUUUGGCACAUGGCACACGACAUGUUGCUAACUUUGGCACAUGGCACACGACAUGUUGCUAACUUUGGCACAUGGCAUACGACAUGUUGCCGACGUUGGCACACUCGCCGCCCACCGUUGACAGGCUCGCCAUGUAAAUCAACAAUCAACUCGCGAUCUGACCUAAUAGUGUUCAGAAGAAGUGGACGAGAUUGUAAACACGCCAAUUUGUCUUUUCGUUCUCUAAUCACCUGCUUUUUGCUUGUAAAUCAUUGUACACUUGAGAUUACGUCUACUUCUUCAAUUAAAAAUACAGCUAAAUUAAUACUAUGUUCUAACACUUCUAACCGGAUACAUAUUGCCACAAAAUUGCCAAGAUAAUAGCAACUUGAUAUGUGAAAUAAAAAUACAAAUUAAAUAACGGUUAGAAGAUUUUGCCAGUAGUAGAGAAUUUAAUUGUUUACUUUUUCAGCCAUUUCUAUUGAACACUAUUUUUAGGCUACGCAACGCGACAAGUUAACAAUUUAACAUAAAAUGUAACAAUCGUUACUAUUGUAAAUCUUUGUUAUAUUUCAUUUCAUAGUUAUAAAUGAAUUGUUCCGUCGGUCGCCCGACGACCAAAGAUCGCGAUCAUUUUUCGGUAUCAGAAUCGCUCGUCUCAUUCGUUUUUCGUUUAUUUCUUAUUUCGUAUUGUUGUGUAUUCGUCACUCGUUCUGUUCUCGUUUUGUUCGCUCUUUGUCACUCUUCAUCUUCUUUGGCAAUAUUCUUUAAGUUGUCUUUCUGUUUUUAAAUACCACGUCGGUGGCAAACAAUCAUACGGCCCGCUUGAUGGUAAGCAGUCACCGUGGCCUAUAGACACCUUUCCCUUAAUAUGUCUUAUUCGUUUUUCGUCAUGGUCUUCUUUAGUCUCAUGCAUCAUUUGUCGGUUUCCUUUUUUUUCUCAUUGACGUUUUCGCCGAAAAUAAUUUGACAAGUUCGAUUCUGGGCACAUACCUAAUUAGUCUCUUCUGUUUUUGAUCGCAUUCUGAGUCCUGUGACUAUUGUUUAAUAUGAAUAUCAUUAAACUAUUGCAAAUAUCGUGUUCAAUACCUAUUUUCCACAUAAUAUCGUCCGUCUCAAAAAUGAAUACAAUAAUGACUUUCACGAAAAAAUGCACGACUGAGAACGGGACGGGUAGCAAAUGCACCCAAAAAAGAACUAAAAGAAUUGCCAAUGAGAGCAAAAAAGAGAGUGAUGAAAAACUAAUGUGACUUAACAAACUGCGAAUAAUACGAAAAACGAUGGAGACGAACAACGAUUAAGACUAAAGAAGACCGUGACGUAAAACUAAUUAAGACAUAUUCAGAGAGAGACUUUUACAAAAUUUGACUUAAGAAGAUUGUGACUAAGAGCGAUCGAGACGAGUAAAUAACGUAUGACGAAUACAGAAUGAUACGAAAUAAGAAAUAAACGAAAAACGAAUGAGACGAGCGAUGCUGAUACCCAUUUUUCGACAAAAAUGUAAUAUUUUGCCAAUUUUUAAGCAAUAAUUUUAUAGUACUAAUAAAAUAGGCAACCAAUUCGAAGCCCAGUGGCAUUACUUAAAGUAUUAUUUAAUUUGAAUGAAAUUAAGUGGCAACGUGAUUAAUUAUUUAUAGUGGAAUCUUAAUUAACGCUGUCAAGCACCAGAGUUACGUGAUCAGUGCCUUAACUCUUACCUUAUUUAGUUUAAGUACCUAAUUAUUCAACGAUUUUGACUUUUAACGUCGUGGUCGUGAAUUGUAUUAUCCAGGAAUGUACGCCAAUAUAUACGCCAAGAAUUAUCCAGGGUGUCCAGUGUCCGAUUUUCGAUUUCAAAAUUUGAUUUAAAAAAACAAACAUAUAAACUGUUUAUUUUUAUGAACAGAAAUUUACCUAAUGCUGUUUUAGUUAUUUGAAAGUUACUUUAUCUGAAUGUCGACCUUGGCUGUGUACAUACUGCGUGUUCUGAAAUGAAUGCAAGCUGCUCUGAGGCCAGCGAUCCGAUGCCACUAAUGAAUCCACAACACUCACGAAACUAAAACAGCCCAAGUCUACUGCUGGACACUCUGUAGGUACAAACGUCGUCAAAGAUAUGUUUACAUUGUUUGCCUUAUUACAAAGGAGUAAAGUUUAAAGUUGAAACAUAUCUUUGACUGUACAUAUUUAGUUGGCGUACUUGCGAUAUAAAGAAGACUAUGUACUUAGCUUUUUGAAAACAUAAGGGUUUAAAGGAAUACCUUAGUAAUACACACUCGUGUGAAAUUUUCAAGAAAUACAAUUCAUAAUAUACAAACAGACGAACAGAGGAGACUAAUUAUAACCCUCUAAAAUGUAAACAACGUGCUGAAGUGUCGCAGCUUUUAUGAGAAAAGGGGACUUUCGCCUCGUAUACAAAUAUAGUCUCUAUUUUCCUCUCUGAAUAUUAUCAUUAUAGAAAAUAUUUUUACGCAAUUUGCUAUAUAUUAACCACAGCGAUCGUACCCCUUCGUUUGCGUGGAAAUAUUUUCUAUAGAGUCAAUAUGGAGAAGCGGUCGUCCAGUGUCGAGUUAAAUGUGCAGAGUUAAGGUACUGGUAGCGUUCAUCCUACCGUGGUUAACGAGUAUAUUAUGUUAAAACAUAAUAUGAUUAUAUUCUCGAUCGCUCCCACGUCUAUUAAUAAAUAUGGUGAGACUAAAUUAUUAUUUGUACAAAUUUAUGUUAUCAAUAACCUGUAUAAAAUAAAUAAUAUGAAAAUUUACAA
Molecule: messenger RNA, 5149 nt
Organism: Cydia pomonella (codling moth)
Lineage: Eukaryota; Metazoa; Arthropoda; Insecta; Lepidoptera; Tortricidae
Product: pyridoxal-dependent decarboxylase domain-containing protein 1-like
Exons: 15
Coding region: 117-2315 (732 amino acids)
Cellular component (GO): intracellular membrane-bounded organelle
Source: RefSeq, a predicted model, not a curated record